AUGAAGGUCGUGUUCCAGUAUCUACAGACCAAACAAGUGCAGGGGGUGCAUGUCAUGAUCGGUGCGUUGAUGGAGACCCUGUUCUCACCUUUCUUUGGCAUGUACGAUUCCACAACGGUGUCUUUGAGCUAUUGGGGAACUGGCGAUGAGGUUUGGGAGAGCACAACAUACGGCAACGCCGCCGACUUUGUUGCCAGUGUAGCCCUGGAUCCGACAGCCGUUGGAUCAUGGGUGAUCGGAAGUGUGAAGCAGAUUGCGCAAAUUUACGAGGAUGUUUACGGCGAACGACCCAUUCUGACGAAGCUGGGAUCUCUGGAUGAUUUGGAUGGCCUGAUUCAGGAGCGACGCCAGAAAGAUCCUCCCAAUGUUAUGAGCUAUCUUGUCCUGUCGUACAACUAUUACUGCAUGAAUGGCCAAACGGCUGUGCUGCCGGAGACAGAAAAACCGGCCCUUUUUGAGAUUCGGCGUGAGAGUUUUGAGGUCUUCUUCCGUCAACAGAAGAAGGAGUCAAUUCCGACUGCUAUUGCUCGCGUGGGGACUAGCCUUUGUUUGUGAAUGUUCGCAUUGUACAGGGCCUCCUUGGGAC
This is a messenger RNA of Aspergillus sclerotioniger CBS 115572, 586 nucleotides long. RefSeq lists its product as uncharacterized. NCBI's taxonomy places the organism in Eukaryota, Fungi, Ascomycota, Eurotiomycetes, Eurotiales, Aspergillaceae. The record is from RefSeq and is a predicted model, not a curated record. The transcript has 3 exons. Bases 1 to 555 code for a protein of 184 amino acids.